Esox lucius (northern pike) is the source of this 1476-nucleotide messenger RNA. RefSeq names its product leucine-rich repeat extensin-like protein 3. The transcript has 4 exons. The coding region runs from base 67 to 1074 and encodes 335 amino acids. The record is from RefSeq and is a predicted model, not a curated record. NCBI's taxonomy places the organism in Eukaryota, Metazoa, Chordata, Actinopteri, Esociformes, Esocidae.
ACGUCAAUAUCUUUAAAUCAAGUACUCAAGUGAUAAAAUGUAGAUGCCGGUUUGCAGGUGGCCAAAAUGAUUUCUCCAUUGUGGUUGGUGGGGGCUACAUGCUGUAUGAUGGUUCUCCCAGUUUGGCUGGAGGCAAAGUCUCUGCUGAGUGCCAUCAAGCACAAAGAGUUGACCCCUGUAAGUGCUGUGAGUAUUGAUUCAGAAAAGGCUAACGGCUUCCUAACUCAUUUGAGAGCAAAGCGCAACGUGGAACCCAGAUGGUACAGAGGCAGCCCAGACUUCCAGGCUUACUACCGCUACUACAGUAGUAUCGGACAUACGGAGGGGCUGUAUGAGAUUGACAGAAUCAGGAUGCUGUACCAACAGAUGAGACAGCUUGAACACGUAUACGGACCUGACGCCUCCUACUUCCAGAACAAGCUGGGAGUGCCUACCGUCAAAAUGUGCGAUCCAGCCACGGACAAAAAAUGCAAAGCCCUAUCUCCUCCUCCUCCUGCCCCGAUAAAAAGUGCCCCGCAGCCCAGUCCCCCUCCGGUCCUCUCCCAGACUGACGUUGUGUACCUGUGCAAUGCCAAGGACCCGCUCUGCAAACCCCAGAUUGUCUACCUCCCCACCGGGGCCAUGCCCGUACUCUGUGACCCCCGCCUCCACCCAUCCUGCAAGCUCCACAAGCUCCCUCCACCACCACCCCCCAUAAUUGCCAAAUCUGCCCCACCGCCACGACCACCCCCGACCCCCAAAAAGUCAGCUCCCUUUCCAGCCCUCAUCCAGACCUUCAAGGGCAUGGAGUAUGACUGCGAUCCCUACUGGGACCCGGACUGCCUAAUAGACCACCCACCCAGACCCUUCCAUGGAAAGGCUGGCCCACCACCACCCCCCCCACCACCACCACCACCACCGCCCAUUAAAGAGGAACCAAUCUUGCACACACCUCCCCCUGCGCCCAUCCCCAAAAAAGUGGCCUAUCCCUACUAUGGCUACCCCUACAGCUAUGGGCACGAACUCUAUGAUCCGAUCCGCUUCCAGUACCCCUCACCUCCAGCCGACGGCCCUGAAGAUAGUGGUAGUGAGUAAGCACACUGAUGCUCUAAAAGCUGUGGGUUUACCUUGUGCUUUGAGCGUUUCAACAGCGAAGAGCAAAGGCUUGUUUUUCCCACCUCAAAAUGUAUAAUAACAAAGGAAGUGUAUACACAGAAAGCAUAAUUCUGAAGAGCUGAUGCGAAAACAAAUUGUGAUUGGCCAAUAGACUACAGUACGAAUAAUGAUUACAUUUUGGCCACCUGUGUAUAUGCUGCCAAAAAAGUACAGGUUAUACCUAUUAGAGGUCUUUGAGCAAUAAAGCAUGUAAUUCUGUUCUCAAUGUGCUGGUGAAUCUUAUAACGGGUGAUGCUGUAACAGUGAUAAAGACCCACUAUGGUUGAUGCAUUAUCAUCCUGUGUGCUGAUGUCCUUACAGCCUCUAUAAUCUGACAAAAAG